Molecule: messenger RNA, 942 nt
Organism: Sporothrix brasiliensis 5110
Lineage: Eukaryota; Fungi; Ascomycota; Sordariomycetes; Ophiostomatales; Ophiostomataceae
Exons: 1
Coding region: 1-942 (313 amino acids)
Biological process (GO): recombinational repair; interstrand cross-link repair
Cellular component (GO): mitochondrial chromosome; mitochondrial nucleoid
Molecular function (GO): single-stranded DNA binding
Source: RefSeq, a predicted model, not a curated record
AUGUCUAUGCCGCGCGCUGUUCGCGCGCUGGUGCCAGCGGCGGCGGCUAAGCGCCUCGCAUUUGUCUCUCGCUUCGCGUCCACGUCCGCUCCAGCCUCCUCUACCGCCGCGCGCAGGCCAUCGCGGCCGGCCGGGGCCGUCAAGACCGCGUCACCCGCACAGACAUCCUCCUCCUCCUCUGCGAGUCGGCCCAUCCACUCUACGCGCACAGCCGCUGCCGCCCGCAGUGCCUCACCCGCAUCAGCUGCCACACCCGCACCAGCUGCGACACCGGCCGAACCAGCCAGCCCAGACACCGCGCCGUUCGACCCGACUGCGCCACCCCUCCCCGAUGCCGCCGGCCCUGCCCAGGGCCCGGCGGCCGACCCCAAUGCCCCGGCCGUCGAUUGGUCCGCGUCGUUCCAUGGCCUGUCGACCACGCCCUUUGCGCCCGAGGUGGCCCGCGUGCUCAUGACGCCCCUCGACCCCGAGGACAUUGAGAUCAAGCCCGACGGCAUCAUCUACCUGCCGGAAAUCAAGUACCGCCGCAUCCUCAACCUGGCCUUUGGCCCCGGUGGCUGGGGCCUGGCGCCGCGCGGCGAACUGGCCGUGGGCGAAAAGGUGGUCUCGCGGGAGUUUGCGCUGGUGGUGCACGGCCGGUUUGUCGGCCAGGCGCGGGGCGAGUGUGCGUACUUUGGCGGCGAGGACGGGGUGGCGACGGCCGGCGAGGGCAGCAAGUCGAAUGCCAUGAUGCGGUGCUGCAAGGACCUGGGCGUCGCGUCGGAGCUCUGGGACCCGCGGUUCAUCCGCACCUUCAAGAAGCAGUACUGCCGCGAGGUGUGGGUGGAGCACGUCGUCACCAAGAAGAAGCGGCAGAUUUGGCUGCGCAAGGACUCGCCGCCGGUGUAUCCGUAUGCGCUGGCGACGGCGACGUCUUCGAGCACAUCCAAGGUGGUGCGGUAG